GGUAAAAUGGGAAGCGUGGUGAAACACCUUGUCGUGGAUUCUGGUGCAUUUAUCAGAAAUGCGCCCAUUAAAGACAUUGGGGAGACUGUGUACACUAUUGAGGAGGUGGUAAAUGAGAUAAGGGACAAGGCAACCAAGCAGAGGCUGCAGGUUCUACCCUAUGAUCUCAAGUUUAGGAGUCCAUCAACUGAGGCUAUUAAAUUUGUGACAGAGUUUUCAAAAAGAACAGGGGACUAUGCCAGUCUCUCGGCUGUAGAUCUGCAAGUCUUGGCACUUGCUUAUCAACUGGAAAAAGAAAAAGUUGGGACGGAUCAUAUCAGACUUCAGCCUCCCAAGAAGGAGCAAUGGACAGCUACAAAGGGUCAUCUGGAGAAGCCAACUGCCAUAGCGGGUUUUUACCUUGGGUCAGGAAAGACAACAAAAAGCAGGACAACAUCAGAAAGUUCUGCAUCCAGUGAAGCUGCCAGACAGGUUACCCAGAUGAACUUGGAUGAAUCUGAACAUGCAGAGGCAGCAGACAAUAGCAAUAAUUCUUUGGAAACAGAAGAAACCACAAUGAACUCUAGAACAAAUUCAGACCUUUUUGUUCAGACAGAACAGAACAGUUCACACUCAUUGGAGAACAUGAUAUCAGAUAAAAAGUCACAUGAUGCAGACCAAAGGACUCCAUUGGCUGACAAGUCUGAUGAUAAGUCACAUGAUUCAAAGCAAGUUGUUUCAUUGGCUGAUGGAGAUACAUUAACUGAUGAUGUCUUGGAAUAUGAGGAUGAGGAGGAUGCAGAAGAUGAAGAUGAUGAUGAUGAUGAUGAUGAUGAUGGAGGUUGGAUAACACCUUCUAAUAUUCAUCAAAUUCGCCAGCAGAUGGGGGAUCACAAUACACAGAGAGCAGAUGUUGAAGUUGGAUGUAUUACCACAGAUUUUGCAAUGCAGAAUGUACUAAUUCAGAUGGGACUGAAUGUGGUCUCCGUGGAUGGAAUGCUUAUUAAACAAGCUAAGAGUUAUGUACUAAGGUGCUUUGCUUGCUUCAAAAUCACCACCAACAUGAUGAAGGCGUUUUGUCCCAACUGUGGCAACCAGACCCUCCAGAAGAUAGCCAUGACGGUGGGUGAUGACGGCUCAGUGCAUUACCACCUCUCAAGGAGGAAACCUGUUACAGCACGGGGGUUGAAGUACUCCCUUCCCACUCCAAAGGGUGGUAAGCAUGCUGUGAACCCCAUCCUGUGUCCGGACCAGCCUGUCCCUCACAACAGAGUGGGCAAGAUAGCCAGUAAGGGGAAACUUAAUGUGUUUGACCCAGAUUUCAUAGCAAGCUCCUCCCCUUUCUCACAGAAUGACAUCCACAGCAGGGCAGCUCAGCUCGGUCUCCGUGGCAACAAAGGGGACCCUUGGAGUAAUAGGAGAAACCCCAAUGAGGGGAAGAGGAAACGAGGCAGAAGGAAAUAGUGUUGUUACACUCGGGUUUGAGCCCUUUACAGAAUGUUACAAUUAACAAGAAAAAUAAUUAAAAUACAGCACCUGGUUGUCUUCUUUUUUUACAAUAUGAAGGAAGUGCGAGUAACUUCAUGCAAUAUAAUUUUAAAUGACACGCGGAGAAAUUUUGUUUAACAUUUGUUUAACUGUUUACUUGUUAGCAAGGUGAGCACUGUAAGAAUGACAUACUAUGUUAAAACUUGAAUUUACCAGGUUAUGUCACUUAACAUCCAACUUUCACAAUUGAUAUUUGAAUCAAAGGAUUCCAUGUUCAUGUGUAAUUUAUAUGCUUGCCACUAUAAAUUUUCUAAAUAUUGGCUGUCAGAGAAGUAAGCAAUGUGCUUAUCUUGCAUUUAUUUAUUAUUAACAUACAAAUGGUCUCACAAGUCAGUUCUGUUUGUAUAGGAGCAUACAAAGUGUAGGGGAAUCUGUCAUGUUUUGUAAGGGUUUACAAAUAAAAAUAAAACAGACAAAUGCAUUAAACUUUGACAUUUUUAUUAUUUUUAUUUCAUUUUGUUUUACAUACUCAUACAUGAACUAUAGGUUGCAUAAAAUACUUUUUGUGUACGAUGGCUGCUUGACUCCAUAGAAAUAUACUCUGUUUUACACUUAGUUACAAGGUUAUAUGAAAGUUGAAAUUCCUAUGCAAAAUCCCUUUGACUUGACCUGUACAUAUGUAUAUAGCAUAAGUUUAUUAUCAACUCAACAAAAAACAAAAUAAACACUUCGUAUGUUGCUAUGGAAGAGAAUUGAUAUGUACAAGGCUACAAGAAGUUGAUAUAGCAAGUCUUGAUAAGUCUUAAUAUGAUGAUAACAUUCAGACUCUUCGUUUGCAAAAAUCUUAACUAUCCUUUGUGAAAUAAAACAUUUUCCACAUGCGAUACACAUAGUGUUCAACAUUUUUCAAUCCUUUCAAUGUUUAAAACUACCCUUUAUUUUAAAAAAGUAGCACAAUAUUUGACACAGUAUGUAUACAUACAUAUACUCUUUAUCAUACAACUUGAACAUUAUGUACAAAUGUUUUUGUUUAAAAAUAAUAUAAAUACCCUGUUAUUUGCUGCUGGGUUAAAAUAAAUGAGUUCAUACCACACAAUGCAGAGUGGGCUAAAAAGAUCACUUUCCAUUCAAAGUUAAUAUGCACCAGGCAGAUGCCAUAAAAUGUACCAAAUGUUUCACUCAUACGGAGAUGGUCAGGAAAAUAAAACUGAUGUCCCUCCUAUCCAACCUUCCUUCUUUAAGCUAUUUAAUUUUGAAACUUCAGUUUUGAUGUCAACAUCUUUGGGUAUUGUGUCAACCCUACAUGUAAGUAUGCACCAUCACUUAGCAUACAUGGCAACAAAUGAACUUUCUGCACAUUAAGAAAAAUUCCUUAUUUCAAUACUUGCAGGAUAAAAAUUGUACACCCAUCUAGUAUUACUAGGAUACACGUCAUAUGUGGGAUCUACAGUGCAACCUGGCCUAACUCACAUUUCACUUGCCCUAUAUAGUUACACAUAAUUUUAUGCAAAUGUGGAAAUAAAAUGAAGUGCUGACCCUAUAUCCCCCCCCCCAUUCCAAAGUGGAGUCGAGCUGAAAAGCUACAAGCUGAGAGAAGAGCAAUUGUGUUCAGUGUAACAGACUGAAAUGUUAUUGUGUAAGACAUGACAAAAUAUCAUUGAGGCAUGUUUGAUGUGAGGGUUAAUGUGCUUGUCUCGUAAAAUGCUAAAAAAGCCCUGCAAAUAACAAAUUUAGACAAAAAAAAGAAGAGAUUUAAGGCCCAGAAUUGUAGGAUUCGAUACCUUGUGCAGACUUCUACAAAAUAAAUGUGUCCUAAAUUAAUUUUAAACAGACUUUGUAGCAGCCAACAAAGUUCUCAGUUUUCUUUAUGGCAUGGAGAAAUAUACAUUUGAUAAUAUACGCAAGUCAUAAAAAUAUACAAACAUAUAACCUAGACAAUUAUCUGUAAAUGACAACAUAAACAUUUUAAGUUUUUCGUUACAGAUCUUCAAUACGACCUCUUCAUAUUUCUUGUAGAAACCAAUAAAUAACAAAAAUAAUGUACAUAAUAAUUCAAAGCAUCUGAUUGACUUAUACAGCAAACUAUAUUUUUACUACAAAUAACUUAAAAACUUCUCAAUGUCACCUGCAGAACAGACCCAAGUAAGAAGUUAGAACAUAACAAAUAAAACAUUUUCAUCUUUGAUGAUAAGUUUUGAAAAUACUUUUCUCUUCUCUGCCAAAGUCUAAAAUAACCUUUGAUUUUACAUAGCAAAUGGGUCUACCUCAACAUAUUUAUGUGCACCAUAGCGAUCAAAACAGAUAUGAUGAGGAAAUCAUUUUACAUGUAAUCUUCUAACCCUGGACUGCUAGUUCUACAAGAAUAAAUGUGGUUUCUAAUCAAGCAUGCUGAGAUCAUCUCCCACUUUUACUGAGAUCAUUUACUUCAUUUGAAAACCACUUCAGUAACUGAUACACUACAGGAUUCAAAUUGCAGACCAUGCUCUAUGGCAUAUUAAAGCUUUACUUUCUGCUGCACAUAGUAAAUAUCUAAAACAGCAGUAAAAAUUUGAAAUGACUGAUUUAAAAAAACCCAUAACAGUGGAUGCAGCCAGUUUUUCAGACUUCUGUUGAACAGUCAUGGAUUAAAAAAAAUUCAAAUCUGUUCAUUUUCUUGUGAAAAAACCCGUAAGCAUCAACACACUUAACUGAAAUUUGUCCAAAAAUAAAAUAAUACUAUAAAAGCAAAUUCCAUUCAUCGUAAUCAUAAAUAUAUCUACUAAAUGAAUGAAUAAAUAAACAAAACAAACACUUAAGGCAUUUGCACAAGUAUUUGACCGAUUCACAACAGGGCAGUCCUUAAAAGGGUCCCCAUAAGCACCUAAUUCAGACUAUGGUAAUCUGUCACAAAUUAAGAACAAGACAUCUCUUUAAAUAUUUUGUGCUUUUCUAGAUUUUUUUCAUCAGUUCCUAAAUAAGUGUGUUCUAUUACGAAUUGCUAUUCGAAACCUCAAAUGUUAUUUAAAGGAAUAUCAAACAAAAUCAAACUUUAUACUAUGAAAUAUAGAUAAAUAUUUAGUUGUAACUUACUGUAAUUACCGUAGAGCUGUUUUUAUUAAAAUUAUAGUAUUCUGCAUCAUAUUAAAUGCAUUAAAAAGAAUAUCCAAGACAGAAACUCAUAACUUUACAAAAAAAAAAAAAAAAAAAAAAA
This is a messenger RNA of Lingula anatina, 4657 nucleotides long. RefSeq names its product RNA-binding protein NOB1. Gene Ontology annotation, cellular component: preribosome, small subunit precursor. The record is from RefSeq and is a predicted model, not a curated record. Gene Ontology annotation, biological process: ribosomal small subunit biogenesis; maturation of SSU-rRNA. Gene Ontology annotation, molecular function: RNA endonuclease activity. Lineage: Eukaryota; Metazoa; Brachiopoda; Lingulata; Lingulida; Lingulidae.